AUGUGGCCACGAUUAAGAAAACCAUGUCGUACAUGGUCAAUCGUUCUUUCUAUCGUACUCUUCAUGGGAAUACUUUUCGUUUGGCCAUGGAAAAGACGGGAAGCCGAAGAUCCUCGCGACGAUUACGUUUCACUGCGAUUGUUAGACAAUCAAAGAGAUUACAUAGAUCGCAAAGGAGUACACGUAGUAGUGGGUCAUUAUAUUGGAGACUCUGUGGAUCCUUUGAAAACACCGAACAUUACGAAAGAUCUGAUUAAUAAAAAUAUGUUUGAUCCACGUCCAUUUGAGGGGAAAAACGGUGGUCCAGUUCUUGUGCCAGCGAAAGAUUUUUACAAAAUGCAACAACUUUUUCAAAUUAAUCGGUUUAAUUUGAUGGCUAGUGACAGAAUACCGUUAAAUCGAUCUUUGCCAGAUGUCAGAAGGAAGGGGUGUAUAACGCGGUAUGCAAAUUUGAGUAACUUACCAAAAACAUCCAUAAUUAUCGUCUUCCAUAAUGAAGCUUGGAGUACGUUGCUCAGGACUGUGUACAGCGUUAUCGAUAGAUCGCCAAGGAAUUUAUUAGAGGAAAUAAUUUUUGUUGAUGAUAAUAGUGACAGAGAUUUUUUGAAGGAUGCGCUAGAUGAACAUAUAAAGAAUUUAAAAGUUCCCACUAAAGUCCUUCGUUCUAGGAACCGAAUAGGUCUGGUGAAUGCGAGACUUUUAGGUGCGAAUGAAGCCAAAGGUGAAGUUCUCACAUUUCUGGAUGCACACUGCGAAUGCACGGUUGGAUGGUUGGAACCUUUACUUGAAGCCGUUGCUAAAAAUAGAACAAGAGUCGUAUCACCCGUUAUCGAUAUAAUAAACGACGACACUUUCAGUUAUACUCGAUCUUUCGAGCUACAUUGGGGAGCAUUUAACUGGGAUUUGCACUUUCGGUGGUUAGCAUUAAACGGUCGAUUAUUUAAAGAAAGACGCGACAAUAUUGUCGAACCGUUCAAAACUCCCGCUAUGGCUGGAGGCUUAUUUUCCAUGAACCGAGAUUAUUUCUUUGAGCUAGGCAGCUACGAUGAUCAAAUGAAAAUUUGGGGUGGAGAAAAUUUAGAAUUGUCAUUUCGAGUAUGGCAAUGUGGUGGCAGCGUAGAAAUUGCCCCAUGCUCCCACGUAGGUCACCUGUUUCGAAAAUCAUCCCCGUACACUUUUCCAGGUGGUGUCGGAGAGAUUUUGUACGGUAAUCUCGCCAGAGUGGCUUUGGUGUGGAUGGACGAAUGGGCAGAAUUUUAUUUCAAGUUUAACGCAGAGGCAGCUAGAUUAAGGGAUAAGCAACCAGUUCGAUCUAGAUUAGCGUUACGUAAAAAAUUGCAGUGUAAGAGUUUCGAGUGGUAUCUGGAUAAUAUAUGGCCAGAACAUUUUUUCCCAAAAGAUGACCGUUUUUUCGGACGGAUCGUGCAUGAUUCAUCGAAAAAAUGCAUCAUGCGACCAACCACGAAAGGAACUUAUUCACAGCCUUCGGGAUACGCGGUUCUUGAAACUUGCAUGCUGCGACCGAUACUUAGCCAAAUGUUCGUGAUGACAAAAGACGGAGUUAUAAUGACUGACGAGAGUGUCUGCUUGGAUGCACCUGAGAACGAUACUCAGCAUAAGACACCGAAAGUGAAAAUAAUGGCAUGCAGCGGUCACAAUAAACAAAAGUGGCAGUACGAUGAACAAACGAAAACGUUUCUACACGUGUCCUCCGGAAUGUGCCUACAAUCAAAAAACGGCGAGGGUCCUGUGAUAGCAGCCUGCACGAGAAACGUCGAUCAGAAGUGGUUACUGGAGUCAAUCCCUUGGAAAUAAAAUUACCAGUAUUUUUCAUAUUUAACACUGCCAAGAAAGCAACGAG
Molecule: messenger RNA, 1861 nt
Organism: Habropoda laboriosa
Lineage: Eukaryota; Metazoa; Arthropoda; Insecta; Hymenoptera; Apidae
Product: polypeptide N-acetylgalactosaminyltransferase 3-like
Exons: 10
Coding region: 1-1815 (604 amino acids)
Cellular component (GO): Golgi apparatus
Source: RefSeq, a predicted model, not a curated record